UUUGACUUGCUUGCUUAGUGUUCGUCCGUCUAGAGCUAACUAGCUAGCUCGAAUGAUGUGUGUAGUACUGGACUAUUAAUACUGAGCAGUCAUAGAUCAGUGGUCGUAUAUAGGACUGGCUGAUGAAUUUGCGUAUCUUCUGUGCUGGUUCUUCAGAAAGAUUUGCUCGUCCGAGCUAGCUAGCUAUCUCUAGCUGCUUUGCGCGCGCAAACUCGAUCGAGCUGGGAUUUCCUUGGCGUGAUCAAGACGAGGACGGCGACGAUGGCGCACGAUCCGAGCCUGGGCUUCGCGGACUACUUCUCGGCGGCUGACGCGGCGUCGGCGACGCUCAUGCCGGCGAUGGACCACGAGGGGCCGCCGGAGCUUUACGGCCUGCAGAACGGGAUGGACAUGCUUGGCAUGCACCGCCUGCACGCCGCCGCUGCGAUGCCCGAGCAGCAGCAGCACGGGGACGGUGCGGGAUCCACCAUGCGCUUCUUCCUCGAGCAACAGCAGCAACAGCAGCAUCAGCAGCACCACCAGACGACCCAGGCGCCGCUGUCCCUGUCGCUGCACCACCACCUCGGCGGCUCGUCCCAGCAGCAGCAGCAGCACGAGCCACUCGCGGCGUCAUGGAUGCUGCAGCACGACCAGCACGACGUGUCGGCGCACGGGCACGGCGCUGCGUGGCAACUGCGCGGCUCUAGGUUCCUCCUACCGGCGCAGCAGCUCCUCCAGGGGUUCUGCAGCCUCCCCGCCGACGUCACCGCCAAGCGCGCUAAGCCACUGCUGCAGAAGCAAGAAGAUGGCACCGGCGGCGAGGGUUCUUCGUCGUCGACCUCCUGCUUUGCCCCGUCGGCGCAGAUCCAGGCCAUGGACGCGCUGGAGCUGCAGCGGCUCAAGGACAAGCUCUACAUCAUGCUCGAAGAGGUGGAUAGGAGGUACCGGAGGUACUGCGAGCAGAUGAGGGGGCUAGCGGGUGGGUUCGAGGCUGUGGCGGGACAGCGCGCGGCGGCGGAGUACACUGCGCUGGCAGCACGGACGAUCUCCCGGCACUUUCGGAGCCUGAGGGACGGGAUUGUGGCACAACUUCAGGUGGUGAGGAAGGCGCUCGGGGAGAAGGACGUGUCGACUCCAGGGAUGACACGUGGGGACACGCCACGGCUCAAGGUUUUGGACCAGUGCAUCCGACAACAGAAGGCGUUGCACCAAAACGGCGGCUUCAUGGAGAGUCACCCGUGGCGGCCACAGCGCGGCCUGCCCGAGCGCGCCGUCACCAUCCUUCGAGCAUGGCUCUUUGAGCACUUCCUUCAUCCGUAUCCUAGCGACGUGGACAAGCACAUCUUGGCUCGCCAGACCGGCCUCUCACGGAGCCAGGUAUCCAACUGGUUCAUCAACGCGAGGGUGCGGCUGUGGAAGCCCAUGGUGGAGGAGAUGUACGUGGAGGAGAUGAAGGAGGACGAUGGAGGCGGCGGGCAGGCGGGCGGACUGAACCCUAACCCUAGCAGCGGCAGCAGCCACGCCUCCGACGGACAGCAGCAGCAGCGUUUGGUCGCUGACGAAGCCGAUCGUGCGGGCGGCGGCGAUCGUAAGCCGACGCGUGCGCAGCUGCACGACGUCCACGACGCGGGCUCGCUCGCGUCCAUCGUCAACAUCGCCGGCCCCGGCGCGUCCCGGAUGGAGAGCUUCGGCAUCAUGGACAAUCACCUCGGCUUCGACGCGUACGAUGGAUCACAGGGGCAGGGCUUCGGCGGCGCUGGCGGAGGCGUGUCGCUGACCUUGGGGCUGCAGCAGCACGACUCUCACGACGGCGGCGGCGUGAACAUCGCCUUCGGCGCGCCCUCCGCGCAGCACGGCGCGGGCGGGUUUUUGUUCCCAGGCGAGCAGAUGGACGCCGUGCAUUCAGCCGGCGCCCACGGCCACCACAUCCAAUUCGGGGUGGGCGGCAUGGACGGCGCCGGCGAGGCUUCCCACGGUGGGCAGGAUCAGCACUACCGGGGGCUAAGCGCCGGGUUUCACCUCCUCCGCGACCUGGCCGGGUGAUCCGUGUCACAUGCACGCACCCUCCGUCUGCCGGCGCCGCGAACUCGAUGGAUUAAGGUGCCGGGGCUUGCACGCACGCGAUGGACAGGGACGCCGCAACGUACGGCGCCGGCCGGCGUGUCGAUCUCCUCACGUGCGCGCUAUCUUUGCACAGCAUUGGGUUGUGCCCGGCUAGCUAGCUUAUGGUGAUUUUUGCCCUGAUAUGUACGCAUCUCGGCAGGUCUCUGUCGAUCGUUGUACGCCGAGCUAGCUGAUUGCAAUAUUGCGUACGUACGUGCACGAUCCAGUACGUGCUUUUCCUGUACUUCGGAAGCAGGCUGGUAAGGGGUCGACGUAUCGGCCGGCCGUCGGAGGAUCGAUUGUAUAGUGGACACAAGCUAGCAGCUUAUUUGUAGCUCGAUUGAAUUAUCGAAUUGGUGGAUGAUUGAUCCCA
Lolium perenne is the source of this 2455-nucleotide messenger RNA. RefSeq names its product homeobox protein BEL1 homolog. Gene Ontology annotation, biological process: regulation of DNA-templated transcription. NCBI's taxonomy places the organism in Eukaryota, Viridiplantae, Streptophyta, Magnoliopsida, Poales, Poaceae. The record is from RefSeq and is a predicted model, not a curated record. Gene Ontology annotation, molecular function: DNA binding.